Molecule: messenger RNA, 12179 nt
Organism: Herpailurus yagouaroundi (jaguarundi)
Lineage: Eukaryota; Metazoa; Chordata; Mammalia; Carnivora; Felidae
Gene: DNAH2
Product: dynein axonemal heavy chain 2
Exons: 78
Coding region: 24-12179 (4051 amino acids)
Biological process (GO): microtubule-based movement
Cellular component (GO): axonemal dynein complex
Molecular function (GO): minus-end-directed microtubule motor activity; dynein intermediate chain binding; ATP hydrolysis activity
Source: RefSeq, a predicted model, not a curated record
UGUCCGCAGGUGUUGCCCACGCCAUGUCCAGCAAAGAAGAGAAGCAGAGACGGAGUGGCCAGGGAAGCGCCAGCCGUGGUGCCCGCCAAAGAGCCUCCGAGGCCACCCUGGCCUCGAAGCCUGGGGACACUGCCCUGCCUCCCCAGCCGGAGUCCGAUUCCUUCAAGGAGGAGCUUGAGCCAACAUCGGAGGAGCCCGAGGCACAGAAAGAAUUGCCGGAGCCUGAGGCGGAUGUGAAGCCCCUUUUCCUGUCCCGAGCCGUGCUGACAGGACUGGCGGGUGCGGAAUGGACAGCGCAGCACGAUGCCGUCCUGGAACACUUUGCCCGGGACCCUUCGGAACCCAUCGUCACCAUCUUCAUCGACCCCUGUGUGGGGCUGACGCUGGAGCUGGGCAUGCCUGUACAGACGCAGAACCAGAUUGUCUACUUCAUACGCCAAGCGCCGGUUCCCAUCACUCCAGAGAACUUCGAGGCCACCGUGCAGUUUGGGACGGUGCGUGGUUCCUACAUCCCGGCCCUGCUUCGGCUGCUCAGUGGCGUCUUUGCCCCUCAGAUCUUUGCAAACGCAACCUGGCCUGAGAGUAUUCGAAAUCAUUUUGCUUCUCAUUUGCACAGAUUCUUGGCCUGCCUGACAGACACUCGCUACAAACUGGAGGGGCACACGGUUCUCUACAUUCCCGCAGAGGCCAUGAACAUGGAGCCUGAGGUGGUAGUUAAGGACAAGGAUCUGGUGCAGCGGCUGGAGACCUCCAUGAUCCACUGGACCCGGCAGAUAAAGGAGGUGCUCAGUGCCCAGGAGUCUGUGGAGAUAGGAGAAAAUUUAGGUCCUUUGGAGGAGGUUGAGUUCUGGCGCAAUCGGUGCAUGGACCUGUCUGGCAUCAGUAAACAGCUGGUGAAGGAGGGAGUGAAGCACAUCGGGUCCAUCCUGCACCUUGCCAAGUCGUCCUACUUGGCACCCUUCAUGAAACUGGCCCAGCAGAUCCAGGACGGCUUCCAACAAGCCCAGUCAAACCUGACGUUUCUGUCGAUCCUGAAGGAGCCCUACCAGGAGCUGGCCUACAUGCAGCCUAAGGACAUCUCCAGUAAGCUCCCCAAGUUGAUCAGCCUCAUCCGCAUCAUCUGGGUCAACUCUCCCCACUACAACACUCGGGAGAGACUGACCUCCCUCUUCCGAAAGGUCUGUGACUGCCAGUAUCAUUUUGCCCGCUGGGAAGACGGCAAGCAGGGUCCCCUUCCCUGCUUCUUUGGGGCCCAGGGGCCCCAGAUCACACGGAACUUGCUGGAGAUCGAGGACAUCUUUCACAAAAACCUCCAUAUGCUGCGGGCUGUCCGCGGGGGCAUCCUGGACGUCAAGAACACGUCCUGGCACGAAGACUACAACAGGUUUCGUUCUGGAGUCAAGGACCUGGAGGUGAUGACUCAGAACCUGAUCACCUCCGCCUUCGAGUUAGUCCGAGAUGUGGAGCAGGGAGUGUUACUGCUGGACACCUUCCACCGGCUCGCGUCGCGGGAGGCCAUCAAGCGCACCUACGACAAGAAGGCGGUGGACCUGUACAUGCUGUUCAAUGGCGAGCUGGCCCUCGUGAACCGGGAGCUGAACAAGAAAUGGCCGUACCUAGAGCCCUACGUGGCCCAGUUCUCGGGACAGGCGCACUGGGUGCGGAUUCUGCGGCGGCGCAUCGACAGAGUCAUGAACUGUCUCUCCAGUGCCCACUUCCUGCCCCACAUCGGGACCGGAGAGGAGAGUGUGCACGCCUACCAGCAGAUGGUCCAGGCCAUCGAUGAAUUGGUUCGAAAGACUUUCCAAGACUGGACGUCAACGCUGGACAAGGACUGUAUUCGGCGGCUGGACACACCGCUGUUACGGGUCAGCCAGGAGAAGGCGGGCAUGCUGGAUGUCAACUUUGACAAGUCCCUGCUGAUUCUCUUUGUGGAAAUCGACUACUGGGAAAGGCUGCUCUUUGAGACCCCCCACUACGUGGUGAAUGUCGUUGAGCGAGCAGAGGACCUGCGCAUUCUUCGGGAAAACCUGCUCCUGGUGGCUCGAGACUACAAUCGGAUCAUCGCCGUGCUGUCCCCAGAUGAGCAGGCCCUCUUCAAAGAACGUAUCCGAUUUCUGGAUAAGAAGAUCCGCCCUGGACUCAAGAAACUGCAUUGGGCCUUGAAGGGGGCCAGCGCCUUCUUCAUCACGGAGUGCCGUAUCCACGCCAGCAAGGUGCAGACCAUCGUGAAUGACUUCAAGGCCUCCACUCUGACCAUCGGCUGGCGAGCCCAAGAAAUAUCCGAGACGCUGCUGGUGCGCAUCAGCGGCAAACGGGUGUACAGGGACCUGGAGUUCGAGGAGGACCAGAGGGAGCACCGGGUGGCCGUGCAGCAGAAACUGAUGGGCCUGUACCAGGACGUGGUGGCCAUCAUGACCAACUCCUACGAAGUCUUCAAGAACGACGGCCCUGAGAUCCAGCAGCAAUGGAUACUGUACACGAUUCGCUUGGACCGCAUGAUGGAGGAUGCCCUGCGCCUCAACGUGAAGUGGUCGCUGUUGGAACUGUCCAAGGCCAUCAACGGGGAUGGAAAGGCCAUGCCGAACCCGCUCUUCCAAGUGCUGGUCAUCCUCCAGAACGACCUACAGGGAGGUGUGGCGCAGGUGGAAUUCUCACCCUCUCUGCAGACCCUGGCGGGCGUGGUCAACGACAUUGGCAGCCACCUCUUCUCCACCAUCUCGGUCUUCCGCCACCUCCCUGAAAUUCUCAUCAGGCGCAAGUUUCAGCGCGACCCCAUCCACGUCAUCGUGGAGCGAGACGAGGACAUCAGGAAGAUCCAGGCCCAGAUAAGCGGCGGCAUGGCCAGCAACGCGAGCCUGCUGCAGACCUACCUCAAGACCUGGGACUUGUACCGGGAGAUCUGGGAGAUCAACAAGGACUCUUUCAUCCGCCGCUACCAGCGCCUCAACCCCCCCGUGUCUUCCUUUGAUGCCGACAUCGCCCGCUACGCCGAGGUGGCUAACAACGUGCAGAAGGAGGAGACGGUCCUCAACAUCCAGUUUGUGCUGCUGGACUGCUCACAUCUCAAGUUCUCGCUGGUGCAGCACUGCAACGAGUGGCAGGGCAAGUUCACGGCCCUGCUCAAGGAGAUGGCGGCCCGGCACCUCCUGGAGCUUCACACCUACCUGAGGGAGAACACGGAGAAAAUCAGCCGCCCUCCCCAGACGCUGGAGGAACUGGGAGUCAGUCUGCAACUCCUGGAGACCCUGCAGCAUGACCUGCCCGGCAUGGAGGCCCAGAUCCCCCCCAUCCACGAGCAGUUUGCCAUCCUCGAGAAGUACGAGGUGCCCGUCCAGGACAGCGUCCUGGAGAUGCUGGACAGCCUCAACGGGGAGUGGGUCAUCUUCCAACAAACGCUGCUGGACAGUGAGCAGAUGCUAAAGAGACACAAGGAGAAGUUCAAAACGGGCCUCAUCCACUCGGCUGAUGAUUUCAAGAAGAAAGCCCACAAUCUUCUGGAAGACUUUGAAUCCAAAGGCCCCUUCACCAGUAAUGUGGGGCACCAGUCCGCCCUCGAGCAGAUUGCCCAAACGCGGGCCAUGCUGAAUGCCAUGCGGGACGAAGAACAGAGUCUCCGCUCCAACCUGGGCAUCUUCAAGAUCGAACAGCCAGUCUCCAAGGACCUGCAGAACCUGGAGAAGGAACUAGACGCCCUGCAGCAAGUCUGGGAGAUCACGCGGGACUGGGAGGAGCACUGGAACCAGUGGAAGACGGGCCGGUUCCUGACCCUGAAGACAGAGGCCAUGGAGACCACGGCGCACGGGCUGUUCCGCCGCCUCACCAGACUAGCCAAAGAGUACAAGGACCGCAACUGGGAAGUGAUCGAAACCACUCGCUGGAAAAUAGAGCAGUUCAAGAGGACCAUGCCGCUCAUCUCGGACCUGCGAAACCCGGCCCUUAGAGAGAGGCACUGGGACCAGGUCAGGGAAGAGGUCCAGAGGGAGUUCGAUCAGGAAUCUGAGAGCUUCACCCUGGAGCAGAUUGUGGAGCUCGGGAUGGACCAGCACGUGGAGAAAAUUGGGGAGAUCUCCGCCUCAGCGACCAAAGAGCUGGCUAUAGAGUCGGCCUUAGAGAACAUCGCCAAGACCUGGGAUGGGAUUCAGCUAGACGUAGCUCCCUACAAGGACAAGGGUCAUCACCGGCUCAGAGGCACGGAGGAGGUGUUCCAGGCACUGGAGGACAACCAGGUGGCCCUGUCCAGCAUGAAGGCUUCCCGUUUCGUCAAGGCCUUUGAGAGGGAAGUGGACCACUGGGAGCGCUGCCUCUCCCUCAUUUUGGAGGCCGUCGAGAUGGUGCUCAUGGUGCAGAGGCAGUGGAUGUACCUGGAGAAUAUCUUCCUGGGAGAGGACAUCCGUAAGCAGCUGCCCAGUGAAUCAGCCCUGUUUGACCAGAUCAACAGCACCUGGAAAUCUGUCAUGGACCGCAUGAACAAGGACAGCAAUGCUCUCCGGGCCACCCACCACCCAGGCCUCCUGGACACGCUGAUCAAAAUGAACACGAUUCUGGAAGACAUUCAGAAGUCUCUGGAUAUGUAUCUGGAGACCAAGCGCCAUAUUUUCCCCCGCUUCUACUUCCUGUCCAACGAUGACCUCCUGGAGAUUCUGGGCCAGUCCCGCAACCCGGAGGCCGUGCAGCCACACCUCAAAAAAUGCUUUGACAACAUCAAAUUGCUGAGAAUGCAGAAGGUUGGGGGCCCCAGCAGCAGAUGGGAGGCUGUGGGGAUGUUCUCAGGUGACGGCGAGUAUGUGGACUUCCUGCACUCAGUACUCUUAGAAGGGCCCGUGGAGUCCUGGCUUGGCGACGUGGAGCGGACCAUGAGGGUGACCCUGCGGGACCUUCUCCGGAACUGCCGUGUGGCCCUCAAGAAGUUUCUCAACAAGAGGGACAAGUGGGUGAAGGAGUGGGCUGGCCAGAUGGUGAUCACUGCCAGUCAGAUCCAGUGGACGGCUGAUGUCACCAAGUGCUUGCUGACGGCCAAGGAGCGGGGAGACAAGAAGAUCCUCAAGGUCAUGAAGAAGAAGCAGGUGUCAGUGCUGACUAAGUAUUCAGAGGCCAUCCGGGGGAACUUGACCAAAAUCACGCGGCUUAAGAUCGUGGCCCUGGUGACGAUAGAAGUUCAUGCCCGGGAUGUGCUGGAGAAGCUUUGUAAGAGCGGCCUCACAGACAUCAGCUCCUUCGACUGGCUCAGCCGGCUGCGCUUCUACUGGGAGAAGGACCUCGACGACUGUGUGAUCCGCCAGACCAACACGCAGUUCCAGUAUGGCUACGAGUACUUGGGGAACUCCGGUCGGCUUGUCAUCACCCCCCUGACAGACAGGUGUUACAUGACGCUGACCACGGCACUGCACCUGCAUCGGGGGGGCUCCCCCAAAGGUCCUGCGGGCACGGGGAAAACCGAGACCGUCAAGGAUCUGGGCAAGGCCCUCGGCACAUACGUCAUUGUGGUCAACUGCUCCGAGGGCCUGGACUAUAAGUCCAUGGGCAGGAUGUACUCGGGCCUGGCCCAGACCGGCGCCUGGGGCUGCUUUGAUGAGUUUAACCGAAUCAACGUGGAGGUGCUGUCGGUGGUGGCCCAGCAGAUCCUGUCCAUCCUGUCGGCCCUGGCCGCCAGCCUCCUCCGCUUCUACUUUGAAGGCUUUGAAAUAAAUCUGGUGUGGUCCUGUGGGAUCUUCAUCACCAUGAAUCCCGGCUACGCCGGGCGCACAGAACUGCCUGAUAACCUUAAAUCCAUGUUCCGCCCGAUCGCCAUGGUGGUGCCGGACUCUACUCUCAUCGCGGAGAUCAUUCUCUUCGGGGAGGGCUUCGGCAACUGCAAGAUCCUGGCCAAGAAGGUAUACACGCUGUACUCGCUGGCCGUGCAGCAGCUGUCCAGACAGGACCAUUACGACUUCGGCCUGCGCGCGCUCACCUCCCUCCUGCGCUAUGCCGGCAAGAAGCGCCGUCUGCAGCCCGACCUGUCUGAUGAAGAGGUUUUGCUGCUCUCCAUGCGAGACAUGAACAUUGCCAAGCUGACCUCGGCCGACGCGCCGCUCUUCAACGCCAUUGUGCAAGAUCUGUUCCCCAGCACGGAGCUGCCCGUCAUUGACUACGGCAAGCUGCGGGAGACCAUCGAGCAGGAGACCCGCGAUAUGGGCCUGCAGGCCACGCCGUUCACGCUCACCAAGGUGAUCCAGCUGUACGAGACCAAGAACUCCCGCCACUCGGCCAUGAUUGUGGGCGGCACAGGCAGCGGCAAGACGGCCGCGUGGCGGAUCCUGCAGUCCUCCCUGUCCUCCCUGUGCCGCGCCGGGGACCCCAACUUCAAUAUCGUUCGGGAGUUCCCCCUGAACCCUAAGGCCUUGUCCUUGGGGGAGCUGUAUGGGGAGUACGACCUCAACACUAAUGAGUGGACAGACGGCAUCUUGUCCAGUGUCAUGCGGGCGGCGUGUGCAGAUGAGAAGCCCGAUGAGAAGUGGAUCCUUUUCGACGGCCCCGUGGACACGCUGUGGAUCGAGAGCAUGAACUCUGUCAUGGACGAUAACAAAGUCCUGACCCUCAUCAAUGGGGAGCGUAUCGCGAUGCCCGAACAGGUGUCGCUGCUGUUCGAGGUGGAGAACUUGGCCGUGGCCUCUCCCGCCACCGUGUCUCGCUGUGGGAUGGUCUACACUGACUACGCUGACCUGGGCUGGAAGCCGUAUGUUCAGUCCUGGCUGGAGAGGAGACCGAAGGCUGAGGCCGAGCCCCUUGAGCGCAUGUUCGAGAAGUUCAUCGACAAGAUUCUGACCUUCAAGAAGGAUUAUUGCAACGAGCUGGUGCCCCUCCCGGAAUACAGUGGGAUCAUCUCCCUCUGCAAGCUGUACUCGGCCCUGGCCACGCCAGAGAAUGGGGUGAACCCAGCCGACAGCGAAAACUACGUGACCAUGGUAGAGCUGACCUUCGUGUUCAGCAUGAUCUGGUCCGUGUGCGCCUCCGUGGACGAGGAGGGACGUGAGAAGAUCGACAGUUACCUCCGAGAGAUUGAGGGCUCCUUUCCCAAUAAGGACACGGUGUACGAGUACUUUGUGGACCCCAAGAUGCGAAGCUGGACGUCGUUUGAGGAAAAGCUCCCUAAGACGUGGCGUUACCCCCCAAAUUCCCCCUUCUACAAGAUCAUGGUGCCCACGGUCGACACUGUUCGCUACAACUACCUGGUGAGCGCCUUGGUGGCCAACCAGAAUCCCACCCUGCUGGUGGGUCCCGUGGGGACCGGAAAGACGUCCAUCGCCCAGAGCGUCCUGCAGUCCUUGCCUUCCAGCCAGUGGUCUGUGCUCACCGUCAACAUGUCUGCACAGACCACGUCCAAUAACGUGCAGAGCAUCAUCGAGAGCAGGGUGGAGAAGCGAACCAAGGGGGUCUAUGUGCCGCUUGGGGGCAAAAGCAUGGUCACCUUUAUGGAUGACCUAAACAUGCCGGCGAAGGACGCGUUUGGGUCCCAGCCCCCCCUGGAGCUGAUCCGUCUCUGGCUUGACUACGGCUUCUGGUACGAUCGCACGAAGCAGACCAUCAAGUACAUCCGAGACAUGUUCCUGAUGGCUGCCAUGGGCCCUCCCGGGGGCGGACGGACCAUCAUCUCCCCCAGACUGCAAAGCCGCUUCAACGUCAUCAACAUGACCUUCCCCACACCUUGUGGUCCUGGGGGAGGCGGACUCAGGGGCCCCAAAGACGCUAAGGAACGCCAGGGGGGUACAAGGGACGGGAUGGCGAGUCUGAAGUCCGUCUGUCCCCCCUCCCUCCUGCCCUCUUCUGGCCCAGAUAUCAAGCGUCUAUACCGCCAGGCGGGGGUAGAGCUCAAGCCCACGUCCUUCCUCUUCGUGGACACCCAGAUUGCGGAUGAGUCGUUCCUGGAGGACAUCAACAACGUCCUGAGCUCGGGCGAGGUCCCCAAUCUCUACAAGACUGAUGAAUUUGAAGAGAUCCAGACGCUCAUCUCGGAGCAGGCCAAGGCCGAGCAGGUGCCCCAGUCCUCCGACAGCCUCUUCGCCUACCUCAUUGAGCGCGUGCGCGACAACCUGCACAUUGUUCUCUGCCUCAGCCCCGUGGGCAACUCCUUCAGGAACUGGAUCCGCCAGUACCCGGCCCUGGUGAACUGCACCACCAUCAACUGGUUCUCCGAGUGGCCCCACGAGGCCCUGCUGGAGGUGGCCGAGAAGUACCUCCAAGGAGUGGACCUGGGCACAGAGGAGAAUAUCCACAGGAAGGUGGCCAAGAUCUUUGUCACCAUGCACUGGUCCGUGGGGCGGUACUCCCAGAAGAUGUUGCUGGAGCUGCGGAGAUACAACUAUGUCACACCCACCAACUACCUGGAGCUCGUGUCGGGAUAUAAGAAGUUGCUGGGAGAGAAGCAGCAGGAGCUGCUGAGCCAGGCCAACAAGCUGCGGACGGGAUUGUUUAAGAUCGACGAGACCAGGGAGAAGGUGGAGGUGAUGUCCCUGGAGCUGGAGGAGGCCAAGAAGAAGGUGGCCGAGUUCCAGAAGCAGUGUGAGGAGUACCUGGUCAUCAUUGUGCAGCAGAAGCGGGAAGCAGAUGAGCAGCAGAAGGCCGUGACAGCCAAUAGUGAGAAGAUCGCAAUCGAGGAAGUCAAGUGCCAGGCACUGGCCGACAAUGCCCAGAAGGAUCUAGAAGAGGCGUUGCCAGCCCUGGAAGAAGCCAUGCGGGCUCUGGAGUCUCUGAACAAGAAGGACAUAGGAGAGAUCAAGUCUUACGGACGGCCCCCCGCCCAAGUGGAGAUGGUCAUGCAGGCAGUCAUGAUUCUUCGAGGCAACGAGCCCACCUGGGCGGAGGCCAAGAGGCAGCUAGGGGAGCAGAACUUCAUCAAGUCACUGAUCCACUUUGAUAAAGACAACAUCUCAGACAAGGUUCUGAAGAAGAUCGGGGCCUACUGCGCCCAGCCCGACUUCCAGCCCGACAUCAUCGGCCGGGUCUCGCUGGCGGCCAAGUCCCUGUGCAUGUGGGUGCGGGCCAUGGAGCUGUACGGGCGGCUGUACCGCGUGGUGGAGCCCAAGCGGGUCAGGAUGAACGUGGCCUUGGCCCAGCUUCAGGAGAAGCAAGCCGCGCUGGCUGAGGCCCAGGAGAAGCUGCGGGAGGUGGCUGAGAAGCUAGAGAUGCUGGAGAAGCAGUACGAGGAGAAGCUGGCCCAGAAGGAGGAGCUCCGCAAGAAGUCCGAGGACAUGGAAACGAAGCUGGAGCGAGCGGGCUUGCUGGUGUCAGGGCUGGCCAGCGAGAAGGCGCGCUGGGAGGAGACGGUCAAGGGCCUGGAGGAGGAUCUGGGCUACCUGGUAGGUGACUGUCUCCUGGCCGCCGCCUUCCUGUCCUACAUGGGCCCCUUCCUGACCAACUACCGGGAUGAGAUCGUCACCCAGAUAUGGAUCAGGAAGAUCCGGGAGCUGGAGGUGCCGUGCUCACCGCGCUUCACCUUCGAUAACUUCCUGUCCAAUCCUACCAAAGUUCGAGACUGGAACAUCCAAGGGUUGCCCUCGGAUGCCUUUUCCACAGAGAAUGGCAUCAUCGUCACCCGAGGCAACAGGUGGGCACUGAUGAUUGACCCUCAGGCCCAGGCCCUGAAGUGGAUCAAGAACAUGGAAGGAAACCAGGGCCUCCAGAUUAUCGACCUGCAGAUGAGCAAUUACCUUCAAAUUCUAGAAAAGGCCAUCCAGUUUGGAUACCCAGUGCUGCUCCAGAACGUUCAGGAGUAUCUGGACCCCACACUUAACCCUGUGCUCAACAAAUCUGUAGCUCGAAUCGGCGGCCGGCUGCUGAUGCGCAUUGCAGACAAGGAGGUGGAGUACAACAGCAACUUUCGUUUCUACAUCACCACCAAGCUCUCCAACCCCCACUACAGCCCUGAGACCUCGGCCAAGACCACCAUCGUCAACUUUGCUGUCAAGGAACAGGGCCUGGAGGCUCAGCUGCUGGGCAUCGUGGUCCGGAAGGAUUGGAGGGGUUCCGGUCAGUCCCCUUCCUCCUCUCUCCUUGCCCAGGUCCUGGAUCGCGAGGGCCAGAUGGAUAACCCGUGUACGAGCUGGCUCGCCGACGCCUACUGGGACAACAUCACAGAGCUGGACAAACUGACCAACUUCCACGGGCUCAUGAACUCCUUCGAGCAAUACCCUCGUGACUGGCACCUGUGGUAUACCAGCGCCACCCCGGAGAAGGCCAUGCUGCCAGGCGAGUGGGAAAACGCCUGCAAUGAGAUGCAGCGAAUGCUGAUCGUGCGCUCCCUGCGCCAGGACCGGGUGGCCUUCUGUGUCGCCUCGUUCAUCGUCUCCAACCUCGGCUCCCGCUUCGUGGAGCCGCCCGUGCUCAACAUGAAACUGGUUCUGGAGGAUUCGACCCCACGCACCCCGCUGGUGUUCAUCCUGUCUCCCGGUGUGGACCCCUCCGGCGCCCUGCUCCAGCUGGCGGAGCACAUGGGCAUGGCCCAGCGUUUCCACGCCCUGUCCCUGGGCCAGGGCCAGGCCCCCAUUGCCGCCCGGCUCCUGCGAGAGGGGGUCCUUCAGGGACACUGGGUGUUCCUAGCUAACUGCCACCUGUCGCUGUCUUGGAUGCCCAGCCUGGACAAGCUGGUAGAGCGGCUGCAGGUGGAAGAACCUCACCCUUCCUUCCGCCUCUGGCUCAGCUCCAGCCCCCACCCGGACUUCCCCAUCUCCGUCCUGCAGGCCGGCAUCAAGAUGACCACGGAACCGCCAAAGGGCCUAAAGGCCAACAUGACGCGCCUCUACCAGCUGAUGACGGAAUCGCAGUUUUCCCGCUGCUCCAAACCUGCCAAGUAUAAGAAGCUUCUGUUUGCCCUCUGCUUCUUCCAUUCCGUGUUGCUGGAGCGCAAAAAGUUCCUGCAGCUCGGCUGGAACAUCGUCUACGGCUUCAAUGACUCUGACUUUGAGGUGUCGGAGAACUUGCUGAGUCUCUACCUGGAGGAGUAUGAGGAGACACCCUGGGAUGCCCUCAAGUACCUCAUCGCCGGCGUCAACUACGGCGGGCACGUCACCGAUGACUGGGACCGGCGGCUGCUCACCACCUACAUCAACGACUAUUUCUGUGACCAGACUCUCUCAACCCCCUUCUACCGGUUGUCAGCACUGGAGACUUACUUCAUCCCCAAAGAUGGGACUCUGGCCUCUUACAAGGAGUACAUCAGCAUGUUGCCCACCAUGGACCCCCCUGAGGCCUUUGGCCAGCACCCCAAUGCGGAUGUGGCCUCCCAGAUCACUGAGGCGCGGACUCUCUUUGAGACUCUGCUGUCCCUGCAACCCCAGAUUACACCCACCAGGGCGGGAGGCCAGAGCCGAGAAGAGAAGGUCCUCGAGCUGGCUGCAGAUGUGAAACAGAAAAUCCCUGAAAUGAUCGACUAUGAGGGGACCCGGAAACUGCUGGCCAUGGACCCCUCCCCCCUCAACGUGGUCCUUCUGCAGGAAAUCCAGAGAUACAACAAGCUUAUGGAGACCAUCCUGUGUUCCCUGACAGAUCUAGAAAAAGGCAUCCAGGGCCUCAUCGUCAUGUCUACAAGCCUGGAAGAGAUUUUCAACUGCAUCUUCGACGCCCAUGUCCCGCCACUCUGGGGGAAGGCGUAUCCCUCACAAAAGCCACUGGCCUCGUGGACACGGGACUUGGCCACACGUGUGGAGCAGUUUGAGCUGUGGGCCAGCCGGGCCCGGCCCCCCGUGAUCUUCUGGCUUUCCGGCUUCACCUUCCCCACCGGCUUCCUCACCGCCGUGCUGCAGGCCUCAGCUCGCCAAAAUAACAUUUCGGUGGACAGCCUCUCCUGGGAGUUUAUUGUUUCCACCGUGGAUGACAGCAACCUCGUGUACCCACCCAAGGAGGGCGUGUGGGUCCGGGGCCUGUACCUGGAGGGCGCCGGCUGGGACUGGAAGAACUCCUGCCUGGUGGAGGCGGACCCCAUGCAGCUCGUCUGCCUCAUGCCCACCAUCCACUUCAGGCCGGCAGAAAGCCGAAAGAAGAGCGCCAAGGGCAUGUACUCCUGUCCCUGCUAUUACUAUCCCAACCGGGCAGGCAGCUCAGACCGAGCCUCCUUCGUCAUUGGCAUCGACCUCCGGUCCGGGACCAUGACAUCUGAUCACUGGAUCAAGAGGGGCACCGCUCUACUCAUGAGCCUGGACAACUGA